This is a messenger RNA of Lepisosteus oculatus (spotted gar), 1518 nucleotides long. RefSeq names its product rhodopsin, like (gene rhol). Gene Ontology annotation, biological process: cellular response to light stimulus; phototransduction; G protein-coupled receptor signaling pathway. Gene Ontology annotation, cellular component: photoreceptor outer segment; plasma membrane. Lineage: Eukaryota; Metazoa; Chordata; Actinopteri; Semionotiformes; Lepisosteidae. The record is from RefSeq and is a predicted model, not a curated record. Gene Ontology annotation, molecular function: G protein-coupled photoreceptor activity.
CUAAACAGGACUUGGAUCCAUCUGUAGCAAGGUCCAAAUCCAUCUCUCAGCAGUCCAGCCAGACGGAACAACAUCUCUCGAGGGCUGACCGAGAACCGCAACCAUGAAUGGCACAGAGGGCCCCAAUUUCUACGUGCCCAUGUCAAAUGCAACUGGCGUGGUGAGAAGCCCAUUCGAAUACCCACAGUACUACCUUGCUGAACCAUGGAAGUUCUCCGCACUGGCAGCGUACAUGUUCUUCUUGAUCAUCACCGGCUUCCCCAUCAAUUUCCUCACCCUGUACGUCACCAUCGAGCACAAGAAGCUGAGAACCCCGCUAAAUUACAUUCUUUUAAAUCUGGCUGUAGGUGAUCUCUUCAUGGUCUUCGGAGGAUUCACCACCACGAUGUACACUUCGAUGAAUGGCUACUUUGUCUUCGGCACCACUGGCUGCAACAUUGAAGGAUUCUUUGCUACCCUUGGUGGCAUGAUUUCCCUCUGGUCCCUUGUGGUCUUGGCCGUCGAGAGGUACCUAGUGGUCUGCAAGCCCAUGAGCAAUUUCAGGUUCGGCGAAUCCCAUUCCAUCAUGGGUGUUUUAUUCACCUGGGUGAUGGCCUGCGCCUGUGCUGUUCCUCCCCUCUUCGGAUGGUCCAGGUACAUUCCUGAGGGCAUGCAGUGCUCGUGCGGAAUUGACUACUACACCCUGAAACCCGAGGUAAACAACGAGUCCUUUGUCAUCUACAUGUUCACUGUCCACCUCCUCCUGCCGUUCAGUGUUGUCUUCUUCUGCUACGGCCGCCUGGUCUGCACUGUCAAGGCAGCUGCCGCCCAACAGCAGGAGUCUGAAACCACCCAGAGGGCCGAGAGGGAAGUCACCCGCAUGGUUGUUCUCAUGGUCAUCUCUUACAUAGUCUGCUGGACUCCCUAUGGCAGUGUAGCUUGGUACAUCUUCACCCACAAGGGAGCUGAUUUUGGCCCAGUCUUCAUGACAGGUCCGGCAUUUUUUGCCAAGAGCUCAGCCCUAUACAACCCUCUCAUCUACGUCUGCAUGAAUAAGCAGUUCCGUCACUGCAUGAUUACAACCCUCUGCUGCGGAAAGAAUCCAUUCGAAGAGGAGGAGGGCGCAUCCACUACUGCAUCCAAGACAGAGGCCUCUUCAGUCUCUUCCAGUCAGGUGUCUCCUGCAUAAAGCUCCUCUCUUCAAAGGGCCUAAGAAACACGAUCAACGGAAAAUAUUUCUGCUACCGGAACCGACUGAAUGCUAUGUCUACAGAAAUAACAUAAUGAACUUUUUUGUAUUUUUACAAAUCAGUUUGUUAAACCAAAAGACUGUUGAAUCAGAAGGCGACACACUGUGUCCACAUCACUGUUGUUUCUGUAUGUACAGUAAGUCCAAUGUAAUGGUGCAUAAGAUGUUUUUUUAGACAAGAGGAAAUAUCUUAAAUCUUUUACAGUUGGAUUCUACCUGUAACCAGCUUAAUGUGAUUGUAGAGGCAUGUAAUCAAUGCAACGUAAAAUAAAAAGCACUUUGCAAAUGUC